CUGAUCUUUACUGACCGACACUGAAGAGCCUGGAGUCUUCACUGUUCUUACAGCAGCUUCUAUCCGCGGUAUUUAUUUUAUUUAUUUGUUUGUUUUGCUGACCUACAACAGGAGAUCAGGUAUGGCAGAACAAGCCGCAGAAUGACUGAACGUGUGGAAAGGUGUGCGUACGGCUGGGCGUUGGACGAGGAAACGCUGUAGGAGCUCGUUCCGCGGUCUUUGUAUGCGCUCCUGUGCGCCAGGGGAGGCGCGAUGCCGGCGGCACCGCGGCGCGGCGCGGCGCUGCUGCUCUGCUGCGUGUGUUUGUGCGCCGCUCUGGAGCAGCGAGGCUGUAUCCUCGGUGAAGUGGGAAAACCGGUGCUGCUGCCCUGCCACCCCAACUUGGGGAGAUUGUUGAACUUUUCCGUUGAGUGGAGGAACCACGACAAAGCCGUGUUCAGGUCGCAGUGGGACGGGGAAGGGAACGUGGAGACGUGGAGCGUGAAUUACGCCAGGAUUCCCACAGACGCAGCGACCACUGGAAACUUCUCCCUGGAGCUCCCGUCAGCUCAGCCCAAACACGACGGGAGCCGAUACAGCCUGUUCCUGCUGUCAGGGGAGAACCAGAGCGCGCCUCUGUGUACCAGGUGUCUCAGGGUCGCAGCCAGUUUUAGGAUCCCCGAGGUGAGGAAGGAAGAAUCGUCCUACCUGUGUCUCUCCUGGGGGGGCUUCCCCCAGCCUGUCGUCUACUGGCUCAUCGACGACAGCCGGCAGCCCCCCGGCGGCUCCGUGAGGACCCGGGCCCAGGCGCUCCCCGACUCCCAUCUGUACAACGUCACCAGCCAGCUGACCGCCAACGUUUCCAAAGACAACAGCGUGUCGUGCACCGUCAAGAAUCCGUCCACGAAUGAAACCCUGACCGUCAAACUGGGAACCAGCAGCAGCGGGAGUCGCGCGUCGCAGGGCAUGUGGAUCUUCAGCACCGUCCUGUGCGUGGUGGUCGCCAUAAUGGUGCUCACCGGGAUCUACUAUCAGAUCCACCUGGACAGGAUAAGCAAGAGGAGGAAGGAGUACGAGGAACCACGGAGAGGUCGACGAUAUCAGUACAAGCAGGCGACCGAGGAAAUGAUGCCAGAGCCAAAAGAGACUGACGUAUGAAAGAAAAGGACAAGAAAAACAAAGUUCAUCUACGGAUCCACUGCCACUUUUUAUGAUCAGUCCAAACAAACAAACAAACAAAAAAAGCACUGAUAUGUAAAUACUUCUGAAUCAUUGUGUGUUGCGUUUUCUAGAUGCUUAUCCUAAGCUUGCCGUCUUCUUUUUUUAAUUUUUUUUUUAAAUGUGCAGGCUGAUUGAUUCCAGUCGGAAAUGACAAGGACACUGGUAGCAUGGUACGUUCUGUUCUUAAUGAGAACAUGCGUCUAUUUUCCUCUUACUCUACAGGAAUUGAGGAAUUGAGGAAGAAAAAAAUACAAAGAUCGGGCGGCUAACUCCGUAAUGUAUUGCUGUUACUGGUCACUUAUUGGUGUUUUGGGCGGUCACCAUCCUGUUAAAGCACCAAUUUCUUCAGUAUAACGCGGCUCCAACUCCUCCUCGAGUAUUUGGAACCGAUCCCUGGUACACAAACAAACCAGACGGUGUAGAAUGAAAAGUUCCCACAUAUUGUGAUCCCAAACCCCUCAUGAUUAUAGUGUAGUGUAGCUUGAAUUAAUAGAUUAAGGUUAAUUGUUGGAAUUAACUUUAGACCAAUGUUAGCCGCAUAGGUUACGUUUUUUUUCCGCACUUUUCGCUUUCACCUAUUCUGCCUGCAAGUCGAGUAAAAACCCUCCUGUUUGUUCAGGAAAGGAAGAAUCUCACUGGAGCCCAAACUAAUAUUGUUAUACCAUGUCACCACUGCUGAUUUCUAUUAAAUUAUUUGCCUUGUAGAAAUAUGAUUUCUAU
Gambusia affinis (western mosquitofish) is the source of this 1920-nucleotide messenger RNA. Its product is annotated as ICOS ligand-like. Gene Ontology annotation, cellular component: external side of plasma membrane. The coding region runs from base 253 to 1137 and encodes 294 amino acids. NCBI's taxonomy places the organism in Eukaryota, Metazoa, Chordata, Actinopteri, Cyprinodontiformes, Poeciliidae. The record is from RefSeq and is a predicted model, not a curated record. Gene Ontology annotation, biological process: T cell costimulation; cellular response to lipopolysaccharide; positive regulation of T cell proliferation. The transcript has 6 exons.